Messenger RNA from Exophiala oligosperma, 995 nucleotides. RefSeq lists its product as uncharacterized. The transcript has 3 exons. Bases 343 to 795 code for a protein of 150 amino acids. The record is from RefSeq and is a predicted model, not a curated record. Lineage: Eukaryota; Fungi; Ascomycota; Eurotiomycetes; Chaetothyriales; Herpotrichiellaceae.
UCUCUCUCUCUCUCUCUCUCUCACACACACACACACACAUGAUAACAUCUUUUAAAAGGCAAGUAUCAGAGAGGGGAAUCUUUUUCAUCAUUUUAAUCGAAAGUGGGAUACUCACUCGAAAAAGAAGUACCUUGUUGCGAUUGUCCUUUGAAUACGUCACAAUAAGGUCCGUACCUCAUUUUAACCCUGUUACGGAGUCCAGAACGAAUCAAUCUGUUACAGAAGACAGAACUUCCAUUGAACCAGUAUUGCAGCGGUACUGGACAUUUACAUUUAAAAAAAGGCAUCCCUUAUCGGUGAUUGAUUUGUUCUUCCCACCACCAAAAAUCCUCCUCAAUAGACAUGUCGAGCAACAAUAAAGAAAGUGAUCAACGUCAACCUCGACCGGUUCAUGUCACUUUAUCAAAGGACGUCAAGACUGGUAAAGAUGGACAGACUGAAGGGAUGGAAAGACAGGCCGCCAUAGUCAACUUGUCCCCUUCGAUCUGUGGUACGUUGAUGAGGGCGCACCCUCAUUCUUCGUCGGCGGUUCAUCACCACGGUGAUCAAGACACCAUAGUUUACGCGGUCAGUGGUCACGGGACCGUGGUCACCUCUUCGAAUGACGUCGAGGGAGACCUCAGACAAGACCUCAACCCGGGAGAUUGGGCCCUCAUCCCGGCUUACAGGGAACAUCAGGAAGUCAAUGAUGGUGACGAGGAGGUCGUCUGGGUGAUCGUACGUGCUCCUUCAGGGGCACCAGUGGUUGAAAACCUAAGUGGUUGGGGAGAGAGUAGAAAAGGGACGCACCAAUAAAUAGGUGAGGAGGGGAGGGACUUGGAAAAAACACUUGCAAAGCCCCCUUGCGUGGUAAGUGAGGACCAGGGAAUCGAAAUUCAAACAGAGAUAUGUGGUAUUACUGUACUUAACCUGGGUCCUGUAUACAUAUAAUCAGACGCAGAAUGGUACAAACAUCAUACCUCUCAGUUGAGAAGACUAGGAUACUUGUUGAAAAU